Messenger RNA from Emiliania huxleyi CCMP1516, 486 nucleotides. RefSeq lists its product as hypothetical. The coding region runs from base 1 to 486 and encodes 161 amino acids. The record is from RefSeq and is a predicted model, not a curated record. Lineage: Eukaryota; Haptophyta; Isochrysidales; Noelaerhabdaceae. The transcript has a single exon.
AUGCUCCUCGCCGCUAGCCCGCAGCUCUUCACUCCAGUCGUCGCGCCGCCGUGCCCGACGCCCGCGGCUGGCAGCCUUGCCGCAGCAUACCCGCUCGAGCCGCACGAGCUCGCUGGCCCAUCCGCCGUGCAGCACGCGUGCUCCCUCGAGCGAUACCUCGAGCGCCAGCCGCUGCCACCACAUACACACGAUGCGUUUGGCGAGCUCACUGCGUGGCUCGACGCGGCCGGAGAGCGGCCGCUCAUCCUCGACUCGGGCUGCGGCACCGGCUUAUCCACCCGAGCGCUGGCGCUGGCGCACCCGCAGUCGCUCGUCCUCGGCGUCGAUCGGUCUGGCGAUCGGCUCGGCCGGCGACUCGGGCCGCACAAAACAGGCAAGGACGCCGUCCCGCCCAACGCGCUGCUGCUGCGAGCAGAGCUCGCGACGCUGUGGCGCAUGCUGCAGAUGUCUGGCCGUCGCGUUGGCAGCCGCUUCCAGCAGUUGUGA